This is a messenger RNA of Aspergillus ochraceoroseus IBT 24754, 1230 nucleotides long. RefSeq lists its product as uncharacterized. NCBI's taxonomy places the organism in Eukaryota, Fungi, Ascomycota, Eurotiomycetes, Eurotiales, Aspergillaceae. The transcript has a single exon. Bases 1 to 1230 code for a protein of 409 amino acids. The record is from RefSeq and is a predicted model, not a curated record.
AUGUCGUCAAGCCCUUCGAUUAUCUUUUAUCAGGGUUUCAGAUGCACAAAGGUUCCACGGCAGCCUAGGACUGCUGCUGUGAUGUCUCUCACUACUUCCAAAUCCAACUCUCCUCCUGCCUCUACUACAUCGCAGGAAACGGCAUCAAAUCCGACCUCGUUCUCUGAGACCUUACCGCUUGGCCCAUCCCCAAGUACCGAUUCUACAUUCGUUAAAAGUGCACAUUCUACGGCUUCUAGUACGCCGAGUACAAGCACAGCAUCGUUUUUUACAUCCCUCAUUUCUUUACCAGAACUAUCUCCUGAGACACACAACCCAGCCAGAACAGAGAGCUCCACGAUUCCCACCACCCUAGCCACCGAGACUUUGGCAACAGCCCCAACUGCCAUACCCUCGUUACAGCCUCUUCGCAACACAUUUCAACAAGAUCAUGAAGACGGGACUUCACUAAGCGCAAUUUUUGGCAGCUUAUUUGGUGGACUGGGGUUUAUAGCCGUGGUGCUUCUGGUUUUUUUCUUCUACUUCCAACGGCGAUCAAAGCGAAGCUCAUUUGGAGUUUGGAGCUCUCGCGGGAUCCGAGAGACUCGAGCAUCCGCCGGGUCAGUAGACUCUACGACAAGUUUACGCAGGGAGUACCGGUCCGGCAUGUCGUAUCUUUUGGAUACGUCCCCCGUUGAUUCCACCUUCAAUCUCCUCAUCGGAGGCGCAAGUCCAUAUCACGAUCCAAUCUCCCCAAUCUCCCCUCGGGGUCCAAGCCGCUUUCCGGACUCCACAGAGCUAACGCAUUGGGCCGACCCCCCAAUUAUCCCGAGCAUGGCUGGAAACUCGACUCUCAGCCCACUCAAUGGCGAUGCACAGGCAUCUACACCACCGUGGUCGGAAAUCUCUCGAGCAGCAAACCGCGCCCCACCAGACCUGUUACCUCGAAACCCCGGAGACAUAACACGGCCCGAGGAUUCCCAUACCGUAGAUAGGACGUCCAUGCAUAGCGACGACAGCCUGGGCAGCACUCUUAUUCUCCCCGGUCGAAGCAGCACAGGCAGUAGCUAUCGCCGGAUCAGCUUCCCCAUGAUGACGGCGCCACCCGAGAAUGAGCCAUCAUAUCCAAUCGAAGCAGCCACGAGAGACUCGGCGAGGAAUAGCACGCGAAGUGAUCAAUUCGACUUGGAUGUUGUCCGAAUCACCCUGUCCAGGCGGAGUUCUAACACUCUUCCAACCUCCUUAUUAUAG